Aspergillus oryzae RIB40 is the source of this 981-nucleotide messenger RNA. Its product is annotated as AHA1 family protein. Gene Ontology annotation, biological process: protein folding; positive regulation of ATP-dependent activity. Gene Ontology annotation, cellular component: cytosol. Gene Ontology annotation, molecular function: protein-folding chaperone binding; ATPase activator activity. The record is from RefSeq and is a predicted model, not a curated record. The transcript is spliced from 4 exons. The coding region runs from base 1 to 981 and encodes 326 amino acids. NCBI's taxonomy places the organism in Eukaryota, Fungi, Ascomycota, Eurotiomycetes, Eurotiales, Aspergillaceae.
AUGGUUCUGCACAACCCCAACAACUGGCACUGGGUGAAUAAGGAUGCCUCCGGAUGGGCCAAGGAUUACCUGAAGGAGAAGCUCUGCGCGCUCUCCGUCGAGGAAAAUGGUGUCACCGCCAAGAUCUCCAACCUCCUGUCUAUGGAUGGCGACGUAGACGUCAGCCAGAGAAAAGGCAAGGUCAUCACCUUGUUCGAUGUCAAAGUACAGCUAGAGUAUGAAGGUAAGACCAAGGACGAGGAGUCUGUUAGCGGUACUAUCACCAUCCCCGAGGUUGCCCACGACACAGAGGAAGACGAGUAUGUUUUUGAGAUUGACAUCUACUCUGAAUCCUCUUCCAAGCAGCCGGUGAAGGACCUCGUGCGGUCGAAGCUUCUGCCCCAACUCAGACAGGAGUUGGUCAAACUUGCGCCUGCCCUGAUCACUGAGCAUGGCAAGGAUAUUCAGCAUGCCCCCGGUGAGAACCCGUCCAAGGGUUUUACCGCCCCAACCUAUCACCCUCAAACUAAGAAGGACACACCUGCCCCCAAAACGAUCACCACUUCUACCAGCGGCAAGGUUGCUGUCAACACUACUACCGUGAUUGCCUCGGAUGAGUUCCGUACCACCGCUGAGGAAUUGUAUAAUACCUUUACAGACCCUCAGCGCAUUGCCGCUUUCACCCGCGGAGCGCCUCGUCAGUUCGAGGGUGCCCAGGUUGGCGGAAAGUUCGCCAUCUUCGAUGGCAACGUCACCGGAGAAUAUACUAAGCUGGAGAAACCGACUCAAAUCGUGCAGAAGUGGCGUUUGGCCCAGUGGCCCGAGGGCCACUUCAGCUCCCUCGAGAUCAACUUUGACCAGAACGAUGUCGACGGCGUUACCCAAAUGCGUGUGUCGUGGACUGGAGUUCCCGUUGGCCAGGAGGAUGUCACCAAGCAGAACUGGGAAAUGUACUAUGUUCGCAGUAUCAAGCAGACUUUCGGGUUUGGCACUAUUCUCUGA